Striga asiatica is the source of this 816-nucleotide messenger RNA. The record is from the annotation of a GenBank genome assembly. NCBI's taxonomy places the organism in Eukaryota, Viridiplantae, Streptophyta, Magnoliopsida, Lamiales, Orobanchaceae.
AUGAAACAUACAGGAUCUUCAUUCGCCCUUGACGGUGAACAACCGUGUGUGCGCGGUCGAAACCUCCAAGCUCAACGCCCUCGACCGACGAUUCAACGACCACCGACAAGGAGUUCCUUGACCGACAACAAGCAGUCACAAACUAACUUCUGCGGACGAUUUUUGCGGAGAAGACGAUUUGGGGAUGAUUUGGAUUUUCGCAAUUUAGGGCGGAGGAGGAGCGAUGAUGGAAGAUUGAGGACGGCGAAGGAUUUUGGGAAGGGAGAUCGACGGACGAUUUGGGGAAGGGAGAUGGAGACUGACGGGCGUUUUGAACGAAGCGCAAACGGGCCAGACCCAAAAACUAAGAACAAGUUUAAUAGCUACAUCGCCGUUCUAGGAAAAAGCAAAGUAAGCAUCUUGAUACCGGACUGGAGAAAAGUGACUGAUAGGAAUAAGGAACAAAUUUGGCAAGCUUUAUUGGAGCAGUACGAUGUGCCAGAUAAUGAGAAAUUGAGAGAGAAAGUAUUUUCACGUGCUGGGGAUGCUUGGAGGGGUUUCAAAACUAGACUCAGUGAUUACAUAUUUGAAGAUAAGAUAGAAGAGCUUAUGGUGAUCGUCGCCUCCGCCAAGGUCCCGAAAGCUGCCGUCAUCACCAACGAGACCCUGUCGGCUUCAAUCACUGCCGACGAGGUCCCGGUGCCCCCCAACCAGCAGGCGACCCGCCCUGGGGACACCGACAAGGUCACCUCUCAACAACAACCUCAACGCUUGUCGCCCAACCGGGUCAUCUCUGAUAUCCUUUCCCGCGACAGGCUCCUACAACCAUUGUAUUAG